Perognathus longimembris pacificus (Pacific pocket mouse) is the source of this 1701-nucleotide messenger RNA. It is a transcript of the gene Cd38, whose product is annotated as CD38 molecule. Gene Ontology annotation, cellular component: plasma membrane. Lineage: Eukaryota; Metazoa; Chordata; Mammalia; Rodentia; Heteromyidae. Gene Ontology annotation, biological process: positive regulation of B cell proliferation. The coding region runs from base 92 to 967 and encodes 291 amino acids. The transcript is spliced from 8 exons. The record is from RefSeq and is a predicted model, not a curated record. Gene Ontology annotation, molecular function: phosphorus-oxygen lyase activity; NAD+ nucleosidase activity.
GGGAGGUGCAGCCUCGACCGCAGCCCGCGCCCUGCUCUUCCUAGCCUCGGUUGACCUCUCCAAUUCAGCGCCCCCCCCCCCCGCCCAAUCCAUGGACAGCUGUGAAUGUUGUGGGCGCCCCAGGAAAUGCCUGAUCUGCCUGGGCGUGGGUCUCCUGGUUGUCGCGGUGUCCGUGGUGACCGUGGUCGGGGUCCUGAAAUGGCGACAAUCCAAGCCCCUGGCGUGGAACGGGACCCGCACCACCCCGCACUUUUCCGAGAUCUUCCUGGGACGAUGUUACACCUACACGCAAGUCCUGCGGCCUGGGCUGGGAAAUCCAGACUGUGUAAGCAUAAUGAAUGCAUUCAAAAGUGCAUUCAUUUCAAAGAAUCCUUGCAACAUCACCGAGGAAGACUAUCGACCACUAAUUGAGCUGGAUAAGCAAGCUAUACCCUGCAACAAGUCUCUCUUUUGGAGCAAAUCAAAUGACCUGGCUCAUCAGUACACACAGAUCCAGAGGGAGAUGUUCACCCUGGAGGACACAUUGUUGGGCUACAUGGCUAACGAUCUCUCAUGGUGUGGUGACCCCAACACUUCUGAGAUGAAUGAACACUCCUGCCCAAACUGGAGGUUAAACUGCCCUAACAACCCCGUGUCAGUGUUCUGGAAAGUCUUAUCUCGGAAGUUUGCAGAAAAUGCCUGUGGUGUGGCUCAAGUGAUGCUCAAUGGUUCCCUCCUUACGCCCUUUGACAAAAGCAGCACUUUUGGAAGUGUGGAAGUCCUUCAUUUGAACCCACAGAAGGUUCAUACACUACAAGCCUGGGUGAUGAAUGACCUUGGAAUACUUCCCAGUGCCUCAUGCUCAAAAACGUCCAUAAAUGAGCUGAAGAUGAUUGUGAAUCAAAAGCAUAUUUCAUUUGAGUGCCAUCCAAACUACAGGCCUGCCAGGCUCAUUCAAUGUGUGAAAACUCCUGAGCAUUGCAGAUAACACUAUCUGCAAGAGAACAACGGAUGGUUUACUUUGACCCCUGGGAGGAUACAUCCCCAUGUGGGACUCAGCAGAGCUGAGAUCUGGAGAGUGAAAGACCUGGGGUAGGAUUUGGUUACAGCUAUCAGCACGAGAGAUUGAAGCCUUUCCUCACAAAACUCUGAAAACUCACUUAUGUUACUGGCAUAGUUCUCCGUGCGUCCUACUGCUAUGCAGAAGAAGAGUAUAUCAAAAUGAAAUGUUAUAUUAAGUAUUUCAUUUUAACUUUUCCUGUAGUGCUUUGAAUAUUGUUUAUAGUUGGGUAACAUACUCUUUGGGGUAGGGUUGGCAAAGGAACUCAGGCCUCUCAUGCUUGCUAGAUAGACCCUCUACCACUCAACUAUAUUCUUAACCCAGCUAGGAGCAUCCUACCUGUUGAAAAGAAUGACUAUAACAAACAUCUUUUAUUAAACAGGUGAAGAGAACAGUUAAAUAAUCAAAGUUUUCAUAAGAUACCACAUUUUUAAAUGAAUAAGUGACUUCGUUUUUGGACUUCCCUACAGAUAGUUGAACCAUAAACUCCAUAGUCAUGAGUUAUUUGGGAGGAACGUGUUCUGAAGACUUUAACCCACCCAUAUGCUUGGUGCUUGAUCUCUCAUCUAACAGUCCUGGAAAUAUAAUAUAAUGUAAUAUAAUAAAUAUAUAAUAUAAAAUAUGAUUUAGCUACAGAUAUAGAUGUAACAUCAAGACAGUGG